Messenger RNA from Spizellomyces punctatus DAOM BR117, 2300 nucleotides. RefSeq lists its product as uncharacterized. Lineage: Eukaryota; Fungi; Chytridiomycota; Chytridiomycetes; Spizellomycetales; Spizellomycetaceae. The record is from RefSeq and is a predicted model, not a curated record. The transcript is spliced from 7 exons. Bases 41 to 2035 code for a protein of 664 amino acids. Gene Ontology annotation, biological process: cilium assembly. Gene Ontology annotation, cellular component: ciliary transition zone.
CCUGGCUCUGGAUGUGCCAAGAAACGAUCAGUUAUCAAGUAUGUCAUAUAAAGCAGCAUCCCACGGUCAAAAUCGGCAUACAUCUCAGGAAGAUCUUGGGGAUGCUGGAGCUCAAGAAGGAUCAUUCAGGAUGGGGAGCGAACAUGCAAGCAACUCCGACAUCACAGGCUCCAGAUCUAGGAGUCGGGGACGGACAAGAGAACAGCGCAGCCAAAAGGCACAAGAACGGGGGGAGUCUCGCGUUGGCAGACCAAAAACAAGAACCGUAAGAAAGUCAGCGGAUGCUGAACGGGGAAUAUCGACAGAAGUUGAGACACACAAAGAUCAGAGAUCAAGAUCCAUUAGCGGAACAGAUCAGCAGAAUACCCGGAAAGAAAGGAGUGUUAAAAAAAAUAAGUCCAGACUGGGCAGAAAGGCUAGAGGACAGGAUGUAGAAAGCUAUGUGGAAUAUCAAAUACCCGAAGGUGGAAAGAAAGAUCUGGACGAUAAUAGUGACAAGGACGCUAAUGCAGUGCAGAAGAAGAGAAAGAAAGAGCGAAGAGAACGUAAUAUUGAUCAAGGAGAAGAUAAUUCACCUACAUCACCUACCCCCGGACGACGAAGGUUAUCUUCUGAUAACCCCGCUGUCCAAUCAACGUCAUCAUUAGCAUCGUCAAAUUCCCGCAGACACAUAUCCGGCUCUGGAGAGUCCCUAUCCUCAAAUUCGCGGAGAUUAUCAAGGCAUGAGGAUGGACAACGUCUUCACAGGAAACGAACAGCGAGUAUGAGUGUAGGACCUACGCAAUCUCUCAGCACAGGACACCGGCACCGCAGCAAACGGGAUGAUCGUAGUGACAAUGCCAAUUCUCGUAAGCAGCAUAGAUCAGCUUCAAUCGAUCAUUCGGGCAAAUAUACGAGUCCGACUUCCAAGACAGGAUCGUCAAUGGUUCAGUUAUCGCAGAGCGGAAGCCAGAGAUCGUUGCACUCUUCGCGGCGAGGUCGUAAACUGCACCGCGAAGGCUCACUACAGAUCAGAUCUCCGAUAACAGAUCAAUAUGUAACGCUCCCGAUAAGUGAAUUGCAAAUAUUGUCUGGCGAGGCUGCAUUGGAUCUAAAUGAGGAUGGAGGUAUAAACUUUGAGACACCCACCCAUCUGUCGCAUCCUCGCAUGCAGGAGAUGGAUGCAGUCUUCAUUGAAGAAAGGGGACGCUUCCGCCCAUGGUCAAGCGCAACCGCAAAUAUGCAUGGGAUUCAUGACAAGGGAAUUGAUCUAGAGCAUGGUAGAAGAUGGUGGGAAACCAGAGAUGGAAUGUUAUUGCAGUGGGCAACGUCCUUGCACGUUUCCAUAGCUCAAAUAACGCAUCUCUUGCACGGCAUAUACGCAGGAUUGUGCCUUCUCUCUUUGAUCAUGCUCCCAUCGUUUUCGGCAAUCAGUCCACCAGAUCCAUCGGUGUCAGCAUCAGUCAUCAUGUUCGAUCCUACUUUUCGAUUUGUAGUAUCGUACUCAACGUACGCGGGUACAGUCAACAUCGUGUUCAACAUUCUUGCUACAUUGGUUUUACUGGACGUUUUGGAUAUCGUUUUUGGCUUGCGUGGACCUGGAAACCGGCGCAGAUACGUAUGGUGGAGAGAGAGAGAAUCUAGAGUGUGGACUGCUCUGGGAGCCCUACUAUUGUUCUUCCUCUCUUGGAUCUCAACGGUGCUUAUCACCGCGCAGGACGAUCGCUUGAGCCAAUCUCAACAAGGGGUGGAUCAAGGGCCUUACGGAGACCCAGGCUGGUUCGCGUCAGCAGCAGCUCUCAACCAGGCUCUGUUUCUUUCAGACCUCUCCAAGUGGAGGAUCCUCAACUGCGUACGCGGAAUAUUUGGGAUAGUAGCCUGGAUAGCGGCUCAAUGGAUACGAGUGAAGGACAUGUCGCCUAACUAUGACGCGAACAAAACCGACAAUGCUAGAACGGAUCCAGCAAAGGAAAUCCCCAACGAGAGAGAUGCUACAAUAAAUACGGACCAGCGAAUGGCACAAACGUCUAAUGGCCGAGACAAUCAAGUCGCAUGACGUGGUUGUAGAACGCACACCCGACUGUGAUGGAAUGACUUCUCGUGGGGCCGGUUCUUUCGGGAGAUUAUUCAUCUGCCUGCAUGUUCUUUUUUAAGCCAAUUGGGCAUAUAGAAAGUGUGUGGUGAAGAGUACCUAUUAGAUAACCUGCCCGUGUUUUGGCUACGCCGUUUCAAUGGUCUCAUGAAUGUGUCAAUGAUUCUAUGUAAUGCACAAUUCUCUAUGCAACGCUAAUGCUACAUGGUCUUGGGGUUCUGGAAUGCGG